This is a messenger RNA of Struthio camelus australis, 1063 nucleotides long. The record is from RefSeq and is a predicted model, not a curated record. NCBI's taxonomy places the organism in Eukaryota, Metazoa, Chordata, Aves, Struthioniformes, Struthionidae.
AGCUGCAGUGCCACAGGUGGGGGUCCUCACCUGGCUCACCAGCAGGGGCCCAAUCGUGUUGGUGGUGUAAAUCUGGGACAUGCUCUCCAGCGUCUCAGUAUCUAAAAAGCUCAACUUUGCAAUCCCAGCAUUGUUGAUGAGGAGGUUCAGCCCAGAGCCCUUCAGGUGCUCCCCGACUCUGGCUGCAGCUGCCUGGAUGCUGGCGGGGUCGGUGACUUCUACAGAGCCAACACAGGGGGAGGAGCUGAGAGAUCUGGCGUCCAGGCACCCAAACCUGGUCCUUGUGAAGCUGGAUGUUGCCAAUCCCUCAGCCAUUAUCGAUGCAGUGAAAAUCGUGGAGGGGAAGCUGAAUGGCGCAGGCCUGAAUCUGCUGAUAAAUAAUGCUGGCAUUUAUGCCCCAGUGACACUGGAGACGGUAGACUCUGAAGAGAUGAUAAGGGCAUACAAGACCAAUGCAGUGGGGCCGUUGCUGAUGGCCCAGGCUUUUCUUCCCCUGCUGAAGAAGGCUGCCCAGGAAAGCAUGGACAAGGGACUGAGUUGCAGCAAGGCAGCCAUCGUCAACAUCUCCACCGUCAUGGGGUCCAUCGAGAAAACUUCUGAGUCCUUCUUCAAGCCUGUCAUCUCCUAUCGCUGCAGCAAGGCUGCUCUCAACAUGCUCACCAAGUGCCAGGCUCUGACCUAUGGAGAGACCGGGAUCCUCUGCGUGGCGCUUCACCCUGGCUGGGUGAAAACUGACAUGGGCACCCAGGAGGCUGACCUGACAGUGGACACAAGUGUGCGGGGGCUGCUCUCUGUACUGCCGAUUCUGUCCGAGAAGCACAACGGGAGCCUGCUCAACUGGGAAGGCAAAACUAUUCCUUGGUGAGAGGCAGCACAGCACACACUGCCUGCCCCAGCAAGAGAGCACGCAGUGGCAGGGGGCUCCAGGUGUACUGAAUCACCUGCUCUGUGGCCUUAAACCCAGCUACCUGGGAUGACCCCGCCCCACCCCACUCUGGUCAUGUGGAGCAGUCUGUGAUCCCUGUGUUGGAGUUACUAAUAAACACAGUGCAGCCAGCCUUUA